Molecule: messenger RNA, 1251 nt
Organism: Saprolegnia parasitica CBS 223.65
Lineage: Eukaryota; Oomycota; Saprolegniomycetes; Saprolegniales; Saprolegniaceae
Product: homoserine O-acetyltransferase
Exons: 7
Coding region: 13-1200 (395 amino acids)
Biological process (GO): L-homoserine metabolic process
Molecular function (GO): homoserine O-acetyltransferase activity
Source: RefSeq, a predicted model, not a curated record
AUUUGGAUUGGGAUGUGGCGCCGGUCGUUGCCCAUCGCGUCUAGCGCGCGUCGCCGCUGGCUCUCGACGCACAUGAGCCGCAACAAGGGCGUGGCAAAGCUCCCGGGCCUCGACAUGACGCUCGGCGGCUCGCUCAGCGAAGUCUCGGUGACGUACGAGCAGUGGGGCGACCAGACGCUGCCGGACGAACGCACGAUCGUGAUCUUCCCGUCCUUCUCGCACUCGUCGCAUGUGGCGUCCAACCUCGACGACCCGCGCCCGGGCUGGUGGGAAAACAUGGUCGGCCCCGGGAAGGCCAUCAACACGUCUGUCUUCCGCGUCAUCUGCGCCAGUGUCCUUGGCAGUCCGUACGGGUCGACGUCGCCGCUGUCCAUCAACCCGGCGACGGGUACGCACUACCGCGCGUCGUUUCCUCAGAUCACGCCUGCGGACAUGGCGACCGUGCACUGCAUGCUGCUCGAUCACCUUGGCGUGCAGAAACCCCACGCCGUUGUCGGUGGCAGCAUGGGCGGCAUGCAGGCCGUGCAAUUCGCCUCACUGUUUCCCGACCGCCUCGAGCGGCUCGUCGCGCUCUCGUGUACGUCGCAGACGACGCCGGGCACCGUCGCGUUUCGCCGCGUCCAGCGCCUCGCGAUCCUCUCGGACCCAGCGUACAACGAUGGCAACUAUGAGUUUGGCGUCGGGCUCGCCGGCAUGAAGGUCGCGCGGGAGCUCGGCAUGACUUGCUAUCGGUCGCGCGAAGAGUUUGACACGCGCUUCGACUGGCAGCCCAGCGGGCCGCGCCAUUUCAAGGAGCUCACGUUUGACGUUGAGUCGUACAUGGACUAUCAGGCCAACAAGUUUGCGCGCGUGUUCGAUCCGAACUGCUACCUCCUCCUCUCCAAGGCCAUGGAUUUGACCAACCUCGGGCACGGGUACCAGAACUUGGCCGAGGGCGUCGGCCGCAUUGAGGCGGAGACCCUUAUCAUUGGCGUCAAGCAAGACCUCCUCGUGCCACUCAACGAGCAAAAAACCAUCGUCGACAUCCUCGAGUCGUACGAGACGCCGGCGACGCUGUCUGUGAUCGACUCCAAGUAUGGCCACGACGCCAUGUUCCAUCCGCAGAUGCAAAGCGUCGUCUUCUCGCCCAUCAUCUCGGACUUUCUCGAGCGCGACCUCCACACGCUCGAGCACGAGCACCAGCGCUACAGCAGCUUGUAAGGCCGUCAUAGUAAAUUUCAUGGAGAUGGGAAAGAAGCAUCGCGUUAUUCA